AUGGAUGCCGCCGGCAUGGGCAGGAGAGGCAAGAAGGGAAGCUCGCCGUUGCUUAGCGCUCGGCAUCGCCGCGCUCACGCUAAAAUUGACAAAAUGGGAAUUUCAUAUCCGGCACAAUACGGCGGCGUACGAAAGCAAUCGAUAAUUCCUGAUAAUGUCCCGUUUCCUUGCAACGUGCAUCUUGGCAGGUCCCUGUCAAUACCAGACAAUGUGCACCGAUUAAGACCGGGUGACAUCGAUGUAAUAGGUGGUCUCGGUGAUUCUUUAGUAGCCGGAAGUGGCGCAUUGGAGGAAUUUGCUGUAGGAACCUUUAUCGAAGCACGCGGAGUAAGUUGGUGUGUCGGUGGUCAAGGGGAUUGGAGACAAUUCUUCACCCUUCCAAACGUUUUAAAGGUAUUUAAUCCGAAAUUAACUGGAUAUUCUACCGGCACAGGAGAAUUUAUUUCGACCGCGGCGAAAUUAAAUAUUGCCUUUCCAGUCGCUGCUACAGAAGACGCGUUGCAACAAGCGAAAAUCCUGGUGCAGAGAAUUAAAAAUGAUCCAAAGAUAAACGUGAAAAAACAUUGGAAGCUUAUUACGAUCCUAUUUGGAGCUAAUGACAUUUGUUCGGCGCAAUGUUAUGAUCCGCAAAAAUUCUCGCCGAUACAUUACAUCCUACAUUUACGAAGAACACUCGAUUUUUUAAAAAUCGCGUUGCCCCGCACGCUAGUCAAUUUGGUUCCAGCCAUAGAUGUCACGGUUUCGGUUAGAGUAACGAAAAGUACCAUGUGUAAUAUAUUGCACCCUCUUUAUUGCGCUUGCAUGCAUCAGGGUAGUCGACCAGAAAUCGAAGCGUCGAAAAUGUCAUGGCUGUAUCAGCAGGCAGCUGAAGCUUUAGUAUUCUCAGGAAGAUAUGACAACUCACCGGAUUUCACGGUGGUGUUGCAGCCAUUUAUUAAAUUAUUUAACGCACCUAAUGCAGAUCCUAAGUGUGCUCCGCCGAUCGACUCCAGUUUGGUCACAUAUGAUUGUUUUCACUUUAGUCAGAAAGGACACGCACUCGGCGCUAAUCUCUUGUGGAAUAACAUGUUGGAGCCGGUCGGAAAUAAGACAGAAAAGGGAUUGCCAGGGAUACUAGAGAAAAUAAACUGCCCUACAGAAAACGCACCCUAUAUUUUCACAAAUAUUAAUUCGCGGCUUUUCCGAACGACUGGCAGGCAAGAUGGAAUUCUGUCUAACAAGAGUGAUUAA
Trachymyrmex cornetzi is the source of this 1230-nucleotide messenger RNA. Its product is annotated as phospholipase B1, membrane-associated. The record is from RefSeq and is a predicted model, not a curated record. Gene Ontology annotation, biological process: phospholipid metabolic process. Lineage: Eukaryota; Metazoa; Arthropoda; Insecta; Hymenoptera; Formicidae. Bases 1 to 1230 code for a protein of 409 amino acids. The transcript has 8 exons. Gene Ontology annotation, molecular function: glycerophospholipase activity.